GUGCCGAGGGAGGGAGACGCUGACGAGAAGAAGAAACAAUGGCGGACGAGAAGUCGAAUGAAAUUGUGAAGAAAGAAAAUGAGCAUAUUAAUCUGAAAGUGGCAGGACAGGAUGGCUCUGUGGUUCAGUUUAAAAUCAAGAAGCAUACGCCGCUAAACAAACUGAUGAAAGCCUAUUGUGAACGCCAGGGUUUGUCAAUUCGACAGAUCAGAUUCCGAUUUGAUGGACAGCCAAUUAAUGAAACAGAUACACCAGCACAGUUGGAGAUGGAAGAUGAAGACACGAUUGAUGUGUUCCAGCAGCAGACCGGUGGCCUGUACUGAUCGCUGCUGCUUUCCCUUCUCUUUGUCUGCUCCAUGGUUCAUCGGUGAUCAGUGCUUCUGACAAAACCGCAAAUCCUUUCUCAGCAGCAGUUUGGAAAAACACUUCUAGAUUGUUUUAUGUCCACACCUUCAUAAUAGCUUUUAUGGUUUGCUGGUUAAUCUUGUUGCAUUAUUUUUUACAAAAGAAUAAAUUUACCAGUUUUUAUAGAACGAUUAGAAUUUUAAAUCGUUUUUACUAAAGCAUCCACUAUGGUUACCUGACCAAACCCGAGUUCCGGAGACAAAAUAUCUUGUUUUUAAGCAAACUUACUUUUGUUUUCGGCAAAAAACAUUGGCUCGCUGAUCUAGGUUUUACAAAUUUGUAAUAUGGUAAAUUAUUUCGUUUCAUUCUUUUAAAAUGUUUGAAACUGGCAUAGCUUGUUUGAUGGUAGCCAUUCCCUUGAUCAGCGUAAGGACAGAUGCAAACAGAUUAUUUUAUACCAAUUUGUAUUGUUGUAGUUCCACAGAGCAUUCUUUGCUGCUGUAUUAAAGUAGUGUAAGAUAGGUCAGAAGAUGGAUCCCAUGAUUUUGUUUUCCUCAUGUAUGUGUCUUUGUUUCAUAAAAUCCUUAUUAAAAUAAUU
Molecule: messenger RNA, 943 nt
Organism: Callorhinchus milii (elephant shark)
Lineage: Eukaryota; Metazoa; Chordata; Chondrichthyes; Chimaeriformes; Callorhinchidae
Gene: sumo2
Product: small ubiquitin like modifier 2
Exons: 4
Coding region: 39-323 (94 amino acids)
Biological process (GO): protein sumoylation
Cellular component (GO): nucleus
Molecular function (GO): ubiquitin-like protein ligase binding; protein tag activity
Source: RefSeq, marked provisional